GUCAAUAUCACAAUUUUAGGUUAUAUUAUUCUGAAAUAAUGAGUUGUUUUAUAAAUUCAAACCGAUUCAAAUAUUUGGAUAUUCCUGUAAUAAAAAAAUCUUUAUUCUAUUUUCAAACUAAAAAGACUACCAGAUAUAAACCUCUCAGAAAUUUUUGUACACACGAUAAACUCGACGAAAAGGAUAGUUUUAUACCGUUUCUUCAGAGGAUAAAUCUAAAACGUUCAGAAGCUAAACGUAGUAUCGUAGUACAAGUACAAUCACCACAAUCUUUCAAAGAAUUAUGGUCGUUUUGCAAUUCUAUAGGAAACGUUAAAUGUAUGUUGCAUUAUUCAAUCGGUAUUGAACCAAUGCAUUUUAUUAUUGUCGAAUUUGAUAAAGAAACAGACAUCGAGAAUAUAAUGAAGUCUGGUAUUUAUGCAAAUAGGAGUGUAGGAAUGCCAACAAAAUCUCAUUUUUUAUGGUUUAAAGCGCCUAAUAAAAAAAGUUCUAUAUUAAAAGAGAUUAAAAAAUCUAUCCAUUUAUCAACAGAAUUCGGAACUAGGAUAAAAGACGAAGAAGAAAUAAGAAUGACAUUAAUUAAAUCUGUGAACAUUUCAGAUCAGAUAAAGACUUUAUAUGACAUCACUAAAUUAAAUGAUAUUGGAACUCGUUUGAGAUAUUUAACUGCCUUACAAAUAGAAGACUCUUUAAGGGGAAUGUUUCCUCAUGCUAUUGCUUAUCCUUUCGGAUCCAGUGUGAAUGGUUAUGGCAAAAUGGGAUGUGAUCUAGAUCUGUUUUUAAGACUUGCUGAUGAUAAGAUAGACGAAAAUGGUCGAUUAGUUUUCCACUGCAAACCCUUAAACGGAUCGGAUAGAUCGACAACACAGAGAUGCAUGGAAACGAUCGGCGAUAUAAUCCACAACUUUUUACCAGGAUGCGGACAAGUUCGAAGGAUCUUGCAAGCGAGAGUACCGAUAAUUAAGUACCACCAACAAUUAACCGAUGUCGAAUGUGAUAUAUCGAUGUCGAAUAUGUCUGGCGUACACAUGUCGGAUUUUCUAUACAUUAUGGGAGAAUUAGACGAACGCGUACGACCGUUGAUAUUCGCUAUCAGAAAAUGGGCGAAAGCUAAAGGAAUUACGAAUUCUUCUCCUGGUAGAUGGAUUUCUAAUUUUGCUCUAACUUUACUUGUUAUUGCGUUCUUACAAAAUCCCUCCUAUGGAAGACAACCGAUUUUACCAUCUCUGAAUAAACUUACGGAAUUGGCGGGUGCGAACGACCGGUUCCUAUUAGAAGACGGUACAGACGUUUCUUUUUUAAGAGACGUUCGUAAAUACAAACAACAAAACGAAAAUCGCGAUUCUUUGGAACAACUCGUACGACAAUUUUACGAACAUUACGCUCAAUUCGAUUUCGAAAAAAAGGCGGUGUGUUUGAACGAAACGGUAGACGUAUCGAAACCGGAAUUCAGUCCCAUUUAUAUAAUAAAUCCGCUAGAAAGAGGAUUGAAUGUAAGUAAAAACGUUAGUACAGAAGAAGUGAUUCGAUUCCAACGGGAAGUUCGAAACGCCGCUUGGAUUCUAGAAUCGCAAGAAUCCAAAUCAGACGAUUGGGGAUUAUUAUCGUUGUUAUAUGAUAAUUCCUCUAAAAUCGUUAAUCGAACUAAACCUGGACGAUUAGUGGAAGUUCGUAGUUUAUUCGAUAAGGAAGCUGAAAUGGAAAGAAGAGGUCGAAGUAAGGUAAUUAAUAAACGUCGGUAACGUAUUUUUUGAAUAAAUUUUUUUCGAAUUAUUCGUUUUAUUUCGUCCCUUUAUCCAUCCGCCCCUCGUAUUGCAUCUCAUACUUAUACUGCACCAAUUGAUUAGUUAUUUGGUAAUAUCGUACUGCACAGGAAUAUUUUCCGUUUUCUCUUCGCAUCCUACCAAUUGCACUAAUAGAAGAAGAUUUCCGUUUAUCCUGGGUAAGGAUACCCAAGAGUACACAUUCACCCCAAUAGACGGUAUCUUAUUGACUUACUGCUUGAAUAGAAAAAUACUUUUUUCUCGUAUCUUACUAAUUUUGUUAUUUUAAAAAUAUUUCUCGUUUACUUAUUGUAUCCUUUUGACCGCGUUAAUUCAAAAAUAUUUUCUUCUCACCCCUCGUAUCGCAUAACUGCAUCCACAUUGUGUCUCAUAACCAUUUGUCUGCAUAAAUUGAAUAACACAUUCUAUUUGCCCCUUAUUUGGGUUAAUUUAUAUCUAUUUUCAUCAUCUACUGAGUGCGUCAUUCAAAUAUUUUCCAUUUACCACUCUUAAUCUAGAGACAGCGUUUUUGUUUUUAAAUAGUCGUCUAGAUUUACCCUUCAUAUUCUAUAAUUUUCGGUAACUGAAUAUUUCCCUGUUAUAACUUGUUUCUCAAAAUUUUUUGAUAAAUGUAAAAAGGUGGUAGUAAAGAAAAUCGCAAUUAAUGGGUUUAU
This is a messenger RNA of Diorhabda sublineata, 2437 nucleotides long. RefSeq names its product poly(A) RNA polymerase, mitochondrial (gene MTPAP). Gene Ontology annotation, molecular function: poly(A) RNA polymerase activity. The transcript has 7 exons. The record is from RefSeq and is a predicted model, not a curated record. Bases 39 to 1742 code for a protein of 567 amino acids. Lineage: Eukaryota; Metazoa; Arthropoda; Insecta; Coleoptera; Chrysomelidae. Gene Ontology annotation, biological process: mitochondrial mRNA polyadenylation.